AUGGCCCGGGCCUUCUUCAGAGAAGAGGAGGUGACAGACAGCAUGAUGAUGGCUGAUGAAGCCCACAUGGCCCCAUACCGGGAAACCGGGAGCCCAGAGCACCUGUGGCCGCAGAGACACUGGCACGCAGCCCUCGGAGUGGGCGGGGCCGGCUGCAAGCAGAUGGGGACGCGCUUGCGGCCCGGGGGCCUCGAAGGUCCCCGCGCACUCAGCCAGCGGCCUCUGCUGUGUCUGCUGCUGCGGCCGGGAACCCGCGGCCGGACCACGCCGGGCACCUCCAGCACCCCGAGUCCGCGGGAGCGCACGCCGGCCCUGAGGCGAGACUUCCCGCUUGUGGACGGGGGGCUGCAGUGUGUGCGGGUUGGCGGGGGCCGCCACAACGACAUGCCCCUGGUCCUGAGGCAGUUUUACAAUGGGCUCCAGGAUGUUAAUCUGUGCAAUUUCAGCCAUGGCCAGACCAGCUUGGACAGGCUGAAAGACGGUCUCGUGGGUGCCCAGACCCACGAACGGGAUGCUGUGCGCCUCACCCUGGAGCAAAUUGACCUCAUCCGCCUCAUGUGUGCCUCCUAUUCUGAGCUGGAGCUUGUGACCUCACUUAAAGAAGCUACCCCUGCCUCUGAAAAUGAUCAUCUGACCUACCUGCCCCCAGCUCUCAACAAUACCCGGAAGUUGGCUUGCCUCAUUGGUGUGGAGGGCGGCCACUCACUGGACAGUAGCCUCUCCAUCUUGCGGACCUUCUAUGCGCUGGGUGUGCGCUACGUGACACUCACCCACACCUGCAACACGCCCUGGGCACAGAGCUCAGCAAAGGGUAUCCACCCCUUCUACAGCAAUGUCAGUCGGCUGACCGGCUUGGGCGAGAAGGUGGUGGCAGAAAUGAACCGCCUGGGCAUGAUGGUGGACUUGUCCCAUGUCGAUGCUGUGGCACGGCGAGCCCUAGAAGUGUCACAGGCACCUGUCAUCUUCUCCCACUCAGCUGCCCGGGGUGUGUGCAAGAACACUCGGAAUGAUCCUGAUGCUACCCUGCAGCUUCUGAUCACUUCGACCACAUCAGGGCAGUCACUGGAUGCAAGUUCAUCGGGAUUGGCGGAGAUUAUGACGGGGCUGGCCGGUGAGUGCUUCCCCAUGGCUUGUCUCGGGCUGGCUGGGCAGCAGUGGGGCUUUCACAGCCACCGUGCCCACCACACUGUGGUCCUCAUGGCCUUGACCAUAGCCUCAGGUGUGCUGGCCCAACUGGUAUCUCCCCUCUCCCAGGGUCUGCUUCCUGGGCUCUCCUGUCUGUUUGGCCCUACUCUAGGUCAUCAUAUUUGUCUAAAACACCACACAGAGCUCAUCUGCCCAGCACCUGCGCCCACCCAGUUCCCACAGGGGCUGGAGGACGUGUCCAUAUACCCGGUACUGAUAGAGGAGUUGCUGAGGCGUGGCUGGAGUGACGAAGAGCUCUGGGGUGUGCUUCGAGGAAACGUGCGGCGGGUCUUCAGACAGGUGGAACAGGUACGGGAGGAGAACGAAGGACAGAGUCCCUUGGAGGAUGAGUUCCCAGAUGAGCAGCUGGGCAGCUCUUGCCGCUCCGUCCUCCCACGUCUGCAUCAGAGAGAGGAUCUGGCUCCAGACCAGAAACUAACCAGAGCUGCGCCUUUCCUGCUGCAUGCAAUGACCCGGCUCUUUUGUGAGCAGGUGAAGAACACCCCCGGUGCGUGCAGUUCUGUGGUCCCUGCAGAGAUGAGGGCCCUUGAUAUGGGCUUCAGCACAGCACAGCCAGCCUCAGGAGGCCUGUGGGACCACUGGGGCCCCGGUGCCGAUCCCCUGGAUGUUCCUGGGAACGCUCCCACGACUCCAAGGCGAGUCCUGCCAGCACCCAACUCCACCAAGCUGGCACUCCUUACCUUUUCCGGAUUCCGUUCGCAGCUCCCUCCUCAUACGCAUUCUCAAAGCUUCCAAGAGGGGUGA
This is a messenger RNA of Balaenoptera acutorostrata (minke whale), 1950 nucleotides long. RefSeq names its product dipeptidase 3-like. Gene Ontology annotation, molecular function: metallodipeptidase activity. Lineage: Eukaryota; Metazoa; Chordata; Mammalia; Artiodactyla; Balaenopteridae. The record is from RefSeq and is a predicted model, not a curated record. Gene Ontology annotation, biological process: proteolysis.